Molecule: messenger RNA, 1403 nt
Organism: Brassica rapa (field mustard)
Lineage: Eukaryota; Viridiplantae; Streptophyta; Magnoliopsida; Brassicales; Brassicaceae
Product: protein ELC
Biological process (GO): protein transport; endosome to lysosome transport; protein modification process
Cellular component (GO): ESCRT I complex
Molecular function (GO): ubiquitin binding
Source: RefSeq, a predicted model, not a curated record
UCGUCGUUUUCUUCUUCAAUCAGACUUUUCCAAUCACCGACACCGUUUUAACCCCGAUGGUUCCGUCACCGUUAAACCCGCAACAGAUCCAACAAUUCCUCUCCUCCGUCCUCUCACAGCGCGGGCCCAACUCCGUCCCCUACGACGAAUCCACCAAGUGGCUAAUCCGCCAACACCUCCUCAACCUAAUCUCCUCCUACCCUUCCCUCGAGCCCAAAACGGCGACGUUUAUCCACAACGACGGCCGUUCCGUAAACCUCCUCCAAGCUGACGGAACCAUCCCGAUGCCUUAUCACGGCGUCACCUACAACAUCCCCGUCAUCAUCUGGCUCCUCGAGUCCUACCCUCGCCACCCUCCUUGCGUCUACGUGAACCCCACCGCCGACAUGAUCAUCAAACGUCCCCACGCGCACGUGACCCCCUCGGGCCUCGUGUCUCUCCCUUAUCUCCAAAAUUGGGUUUACCCUAGCUCCAAUCUCGUGGAUCUCGUCUCCGAUCUCGGCGCCGCCUUCGCUACCGAUCCUCCUCUCUACUCCCGCCGCCGUCCUCAGCCGGGGCCAUCGCCGCCGCCGUACGAGACGCGUCCUCCUCCUCCUCCUCCUCAGACGGUUGAUCAGAGACCGUUCCCGCCGUCUCCUUACGGCAGAGUGAACCACGUUCACCACCAGGACGACGCGGCGGAGGUUUACAAGAGAAACGCGAUCAACAGGAUGGUGGAGAUGGUUCACGGCGAUCUAGCGUCGAUGCGGAGAGAUAGAGAAGCCGAGGCGGAGUCGAUGCUGAGUCUCCAAGGAGGUUUGAAGAGGAGAGAGGAAGAGAUCAGCAGAGGGAUGAAGGAGAUGGUGGAGGAGAAGGAGACGCUCGAGCAGCAGCUACAGAUCGUAUCCAUGAACACCGACGUUCUUGAUUCUUGGGUUAGAGAGAAUCAAGGGAAGACUAAUAUCGAUGUUGAUGUUGAUAAGGCCUUUGAGUGUGUGGACGCGCUCUCUAAGCAGAUGUUGGAGUGUACUGCUUCGGAUUUGGCUAUUGAAGAUGCGGUUUACGCGUUGGAUAAGGGGUUUCAGGAUGGGGUUGUUCCGUUUGAUCAGUACUUGAGGAGUGUGAGGUUGCUUUCGAGGGAGCAGUUCUUUCAUCGAGCCACGGGGUCUAAAGUUAGAGCUGCGCAGAUGGAAGCUCAGGUUCAUGCCAUCGCAGGUAGAUUACAUUCGUGAAUGUGGCUUUGGUGUGAUGGUUGUUCCUCUUUCAGAUUGAAUUUAAAGUGUCUAUAUGGCUAUAUAUACGUCUGUGGACAUACAAGUUUGAAUGGAUCACGCCUUUUUUGUUUUCUUUGUUCGGUUUGUGUUAUAAGAGAACCAUCUACAUUUUGUGUUUUAAUGAUCUCUUUGAUGAACGUUAUUUUGCUA